UUUAUUUUUCAUUCAUUUCCAAAGUUUUCUCUUUCACACAAAACAACAAACAAACAAGUAUCAUCAUCAUCACAUUCACGUUUGACUCAGUCUACCAAAGAGACUAAUGAAACACAAAAAAGCGACGCCGGAAACAGAAACAACUUCGAUUGAUUACGCCAUGGAAGCAGCAUCUGGUCCCCACUUUUCCGGCCUUCGACUCGACGCUCGACUUUCAUCAUCCCCAACCUCUUCUUUCGCUCCCAAUUCAACCCUAACCUCCGAUUCUCUUCUCAAUCAACCCUUCGUCAUUGGUGUUUCCGGUGGAACUGCUUCUGGAAAAACCACUGUUUGUGAUAUGAUCAUUCAACAGCUUCACGAUCAUCGUGUAGUUCUUGUUAAUCAGGAUUCGUUUUAUCGCGGGUUGAAACCGGAAGAGUUGGAACAUGUUCACGAGUACAAUUUUGAUCACCCUGAUGCUUUUGACACGGAGCAACUGUUAGAGUGUAUGAAGAAGCUCAUCAGUGGCCAAAGAGUCAAAAUUCCCAUUUAUGACUUUAAGAAGCACCAACGCUCUUCUGAUAGUUUCCGUCAGGUCAAUGCCUCUGAUGUCAUUAUAUUGGAGGGAAUUCUUGUAUUCCACGAUCAAGGUGUCCGUGAUCUGAUGAACAUGAAGAUCUUUGUUGACACAGAUGCUGAUGUGAGGCUUGCUCGUAGAAUUAGACGUGACACAGUGGAAAGGGGUAGAGACAUAAACUCUGUUCUCGAAAUGUAUGCAAAGUUUGUUAAGCCUGCUUUUGAUGACUUUGUUCUACCAUCAAAGAAAUAUGCUGAUGUGAUCAUUCCUCGUGGAGGUGAUAAUCAUGUUGCCAUCGAUUUGAUUACACAACACAUCCGCACAAAGCUUGGUCAACAUGAUCUAUGCAAAAUCUAUCCAAACGUAUAUGUUAUUCAAUCUACAUUCCAGAUAAGGGGGAUGCAUACAUUGAUUCGUGACAAAGAUAUAUCAAAGCAUGAUUUUGUAUUUUAUUCUGAUCGACUUAUACGGCUGGUUGUUGAGCAUGGUCUCGGUCAUCUUCCUUUCACCGAAAAGCAAGUUGUCACUCCAACAGGAUCUGUCUAUACUGGUGUUGAUUUCUGCAAGAAAUUAUGCGGUGUUUCAAUUAUUCGAAGUGGUGAAAGCAUGGAAAAUGCACUUCGUGCAUGUUGUAAAGGCAUUAAAAUUGGAAAAAUUCUGAUUCACCGGGAUGGAGACAAUGGAAAACAGCUUAUAUAUGAAAAGCUUCCUAAGGAUAUAUCAGAACGGCAUGUCUUGCUUCUGGACCCUGUCCUUGCUACAGGCAAUUCAGCCAACCAAGCAAUUGAAUUACUCAUUCAGAAAGGAGUACCAGAAUCCCACAUUAUAUUCCUGAAUCUCAUUUCUGCUCCUGAAGGAAUCCAUUGUGUUUGUAAAAGGUUCCCAGCAUUGAAAAUUGUCACAUCUGAGAUUGAUGUUGCAUUAAAUGAAGAGUUUCGUGUUAUCCCUGGAUUGGGUGAAUUUGGUGAUCGCUACUUUGGCACUGAUGAUUGAUCCUGCAACAUGUCGUUCGGUAGACUAGACACAUCUUUUGGUUAACAGAUGCCUUGGUUAGAAAUAUGAAAAACAGCAUGUUGCAUUGUAAUGAAAUAUCGAAGAUUUAGCAAAUGCCAGCUUGGAUGCGAUUUGAGGCAAGCAAAUUAGAAUAAUAUGGAUGCAAACUCAUUCUUUAGUUAAUUUGCAUGAUAGAUUUUCUUUAGCUUAUUAAAUGUAGAGAUAAAUUCUAGCAAGAUGAUGAUGCUAUCAUACAAAACUCCGAGUUUUAUCAUAUUGCAUAGUUGUGAAACUCAAACUUUAACAAAACAGAUCGACCAUUGAUCAAUAUAUGCAAACGUAUUAUACUACAUUUCAC
This is a messenger RNA of Trifolium pratense (red clover), 1907 nucleotides long. Its product is annotated as uridine kinase-like protein 1, chloroplastic. Bases 107 to 1549 code for a protein of 480 amino acids. The record is from RefSeq and is a predicted model, not a curated record. The transcript has 14 exons. NCBI's taxonomy places the organism in Eukaryota, Viridiplantae, Streptophyta, Magnoliopsida, Fabales, Fabaceae. Gene Ontology annotation, cellular component: chloroplast; cytoplasm. Gene Ontology annotation, molecular function: excinuclease ABC activity; ATP binding; kinase activity.